Messenger RNA from Paramisgurnus dabryanus, 929 nucleotides. It is a transcript of the gene rps3a, whose product is annotated as ribosomal protein S3A. Gene Ontology annotation, cellular component: ribosome. The record is from RefSeq and is a predicted model, not a curated record. Lineage: Eukaryota; Metazoa; Chordata; Actinopteri; Cypriniformes; Cobitidae. Gene Ontology annotation, molecular function: structural constituent of ribosome. Gene Ontology annotation, biological process: translation.
GAGAUAUGCUUGCUCUCGCCGGCGGUUUAAUUCUCGCGGUAUUUCCUCAUUUCCUCCUCUUUUACUCCCUGUGUUCAACAUGGCAGUCGGCAAGAAUAAGAGGCUGACCAAAGGUGGCAAAAAAGGUGCCAAAAAGAAGAUUGUUGACCCCUUCUCCAAGAAGGACUGGUAUGAUGUCAAGGCACCAGCCAUGUUUAACAUCCGCAACCUGGGCAAGACCUUGGUCACCAGGACUCAGGGAACCCGGAUUGCCUCUGACGGUCUGAAGGGACGUGUGUUCGAGGUCAGUCUGGCUGAUCUGCAGAACGAUGAAGUGGCCUUCCGUAAAUUCAAGCUUGUCACAGAAGACGUGCAGGGCAAGAACUGUCUCACCAACUUCCACGGCAUGGAUCUUACCCGUGACAAGAUGUGCUCCAUGGUCAAGAAAUGGCAGACCAUGAUUGAGGCCCAUGUUGAUGUGAAGACCACCGAUGGCUAUCUCCUUCGUCUUUUCUGUGUGGGCUUCACCAAGAAGCGCACCAAUCAGAUCAGAAAGACCUCCUAUGCUCAGCACCAGCAGGUCCGUCAGAUCCGCAAGAAGAUGAUGGAGAUCAUGACCCGUGAGGUUCAGACCAAUGACCUCAAGGAAGUGGUCAACAAACUGAUUCCUGACAGCGUAGGCAAGGACAUUGAGAAGGCCUGCCAGUCCAUCUACCCUCUUCAUGAUGUCUACGUCAGGAAGGUUAAGAUGCUGAAAAAGCCCAAGUUUGAGCUUGGCAAGCUGAUGGAACUGCAUGGUGAGGGUGGAACUACCACCACUGCCACUAAACCUGCAGAGGGCGAAACUGGGGCCAAGGUGGAGAGAGCUGACGGAUAUGAGCCCCCCAUCCAGGAGUCUGUCUAAAACUCCCAACACAAACAACUGAUGUCAAUAAAAAUGUAAAUUUGAA